Messenger RNA from Klebsormidium nitens, 1679 nucleotides. NCBI's taxonomy places the organism in Eukaryota, Viridiplantae, Streptophyta, Klebsormidiophyceae, Klebsormidiales, Klebsormidiaceae. The record is from the annotation of a GenBank genome assembly.
GGUAGGUACUUCGCAAUGCAUCCAACAAAUUGUAGGACUCACCACUCAAGAGUCGAAGAGCAUGUCUCCUGAGUUUUGGCCCUCUUCAAGAUUCAAGUCUCUUUGAAGUUUGAGCACGACCUCUAGCUCGACAUUGCAAACGUCUUCUUGCAUUCAUUGCUGUGCUACGUCGUUCUGCAUCACUUGGUGUGCUAGCGCUGAAAGCUGCAAGGCGAUUUCUUGUUCACAAGUGCUAAGCGGCGCAGCCACAAAAACCUUGGCGGAUAGAACCUUGAGGCAGGGUUUCAAACCCAGCAAAGCGCCACCUAUCCUCUGCAGACUCCCACACAUUCGAAGGUUUCUCCAGCCGAACAUGGCCAUGACUAUGGAGCACCCGACCAAAUUCACCUUCCCAACGCUCUUCUCCAAGUUCUAUGGCUCUGGCCUUCCCCGGCCAUACAGGUACUUCCCAGAUGACCCAGCCAAGUCGCGAGUUGAUCCUCCAGGCACCGUGAAUGGAGCUUUGCUAGAAUGGGCUGCGGAGGCACACUGGAACAUGGGGGGACUGAAUGUGACGAGAAAGAAGCUGCAAGGAAAGAUAGAGGGGAAGCUGGACAAACUGGAUAAGGAGCAAAAAAAGCGGUCCUCCAGCAGCGCCAAGAAGUCGUCCGCCAAGCGGCGGCGGCAGGACCCGGACAGCGACGCAGAGGACGAGCGGGUCCUCAAACAACUAGAGGAGGAGGACGAGAGCCAAGAGGAAGAGAGCGAAGGCGAGGAAGAGGAAGAGGAGAGUGACGAGGAGGGAGGAGAUUUAGAAGCUCAUGAGGAGGGAGAAGAAGCGCUGGAGGAGGAAGAGGAGGAGGAUAAGCCGAGCCACAUACGGUCCCGGACGCGCAGCGGCUCCAAGAAGGCCAAGGAGCGUGUGCGGAAGGUGCUGCAGUACCCGGACGUGGAGGGCCGGCGGGAUGAGAGCACCAAGGCGGAGUCCUCAGGGCCAGCGCCCGCUAAACCAGCCGGCAGCAGCCGGACCCGCCAGCUGCGUAAGAGCGCAGUCAUUGCGACUCCCAAAUCUCGCACGUCCGCUCAGACUCGCUCGGGCACCAAUCUGCGGACGCCAGCUAGCGCCAAGUCGGACGCCAAGGGGCCCGCUCGCAGGAGCGCACGCCUCACCCCGGUGGCGCUGCCAAGUGCGAGCAGCGGCGAGAGCGACGAGAAAACGGACGACGAAAGGGACUUCUCAGACGGUUCAGAGGACGAGAUGGCCGGAAACAACGAGUACCCAGCCACAGACGAUGAGGCAGAGAUUGAAGAUUUCUAGCUUAUCGGAGCCGUUGCGUCUGCCAAAAGGUCAAACACGUGACCUCCGUUUAGUAUUCCUGUGAUCGGGGCACGCAGACGAGCUGAGCCUUGAUACCCGGCCGCUUAAAACUAUAAGCGAAUGGUGUCUGCUCUAUCAAGAAACGUGUUGACAUAUCUGACAUAGGUCUUCAGUAACAGUGCGUAUCAGAAUAGUUAAAUCUACAAAUAGCGAGGUUUGCGAUGUGAAAGCUGCUGCCGCUGCAAGGCGGUUUGUUGCAAACCCUUUAAGUCAAUGUCACUCUCAGGCUGGGAUUACACGGCAUCGGUCUGACAAACCAACCAAGAGCUCGUUUUACUGUCAAGCAUGCCUGAUGGACGAGAAGAUUUCUCUCAAAACAAGC